This is a messenger RNA of Cyprinus carpio (common carp), 2324 nucleotides long. RefSeq names its product protein kinase C and casein kinase substrate in neurons protein 2. NCBI's taxonomy places the organism in Eukaryota, Metazoa, Chordata, Actinopteri, Cypriniformes, Cyprinidae. Gene Ontology annotation, biological process: plasma membrane tubulation; regulation of endocytosis; cytoskeleton organization. Gene Ontology annotation, cellular component: endosome; plasma membrane; cytoplasm. Gene Ontology annotation, molecular function: phospholipid binding; protein binding. The record is from RefSeq and is a predicted model, not a curated record.
CAGCUGUGAGUGCAGCGCGAGCGAGCUGCGCGCGCGGCGGGGAUGUGACGUCAGAGAGGUGCGCCUCCGCCGCUUUGACUCAGUCAGUCGAUGAAUAUCGAUGAAAAGCGGAGAAAGUCACGCUCUCGUCGACAGAUUUGGACCGAAUCGCACUCAGCAUGUCAGACUUGACCGACUCUCUGGUGGACGUCUCCAGCGACAGCUUCUGGGAGGUGGGCAACUACAAGCGUGCGGUGAAGCGCGUGGACGAUGGGAACCGGCUGUGUAACGACCUGAUGAACUGCCUGCACGAGCGCGCACGCAUAGAGAAGAGCUACGCCACGCAGCUCACCGAGUGGGCCAAGCGCUGGAGACAGCUGGUGGAGAAAGGGCCUCAGUAUGGGACGGUGGAGCGAGCGUGGUUUGCUCUGAUGACCGAGGCCGAGAAGGUGAGCGACCUGCACAUGGAGGUGAAGGCUGCACUGACGGGAGAGGACUUGGAGAAAGUCAAGAACUGGCAGAAGGAAGCUUAUCACAAACAGAUGAUUGGUGGCUUCAAGGAGACCAAAGAAGCUGAAGAUGGCUUUCGCAAGGCACAGAAACCCUGGGCCAAGAAACUCAAGGAGGUGGAUGCGAUGAAGAAGGCCUACCACAACGCCUGUAAGGAGGAGAAAACCGCCACCAGCCGAGAGAAUUCAAGCAAGCUGGAGAAUAACAACCCAGAGGCCCAGAAGAAGCUGCAGGAGAAAGUGGAGAAGUGCCAGCAGGAAGUUCAGAAGACGAAGGAGCGCUACAAGAAGUCUCUGGAGGAGCUGGAUAAGGUGACCCCUCAGUACAUGGAGAACAUGGAGCAGGUGUUCGAACAGUGGCAGCAGUUUGAGGACAAGAGACUGAGCUUCUUCAAAGAGCUGCUGCUGGGCGUCAAGCAGCACCUCGACCUCUCCUCCAAUCACAAGUACUCGACCGUCUAUCACACACUGGAAGACACCAUCCAGGCAGCCGAUGCACAGGAAGACCUCAAGUGGUUCCGCUCCAACCACGGGCCCGGCAUGCCCAUGAACUGGCCUCAGUUUGAGGAAUGGUCCAUGGACUUGAACCGAACGCUCACCCGACGAGAAACCAAGAGGAAACACACUGAUGGAGUCACUCUGACAGGGAUCAGUCAAAGCACAGAGCAGACCUCUAAAACCAGCAGCAGCAGCGUGGUUGUGGCCAGUAGCUCAGAAGCAGCAUGCUUGAACCCGUUUGAUGAGGAUGAUGAGGAUGCCGAGGAGGAGGAUGAGGAAGAGCCGGCGGCGGCGGCGGUGGUGGUGGUGGAGCGGCCCAAGAGCAGCCCGGUCGCCGUCAAACGAGAGGAAGUGACCGCACAAACCGCUGGUCCUGUAGAGAAGACGACAGCCGACGGCUCCGACGAGGAGGCAGGCAAUCCCUUCGCGUCCGCUAACGCUAACGGCAAUCCGUUCGAGGACGAGCCGGCUCCAGCGGAGGUGUGUGUGCCGGUGCGCGCCUUAUACGACUACGACGGACAGGAGCAGGACGAGCUCAGCUUCAAAGCAGGAGAUCAGCUGAUGAAGAUGAGCGAGGAGGACGAGCAGGGCUGGUGUAAAGGACGCCUGAGCGACGGCACCGUCGGCCUCUACCCCGCCAACUACGUGGAGGACCUGGAGUGACCUCUGAAGCAGCCACACAGUCACACUACAGCUGACUUCAUCUAUUAUAGUCCAUCAGAAACAGAUGUGCGCUCGGGGUCAGCUGUAUUUUAAAGAGAUUUUUACCAAUGCUGUUUGCUUUUAGGAACACAGUCGAUGCGGAUGGACAUGAUUUUAUGGCUCUGACCUGUUGAAAUGAGCCGGCUCCACCUGACCUCUGACCUCUGCGUCCGGCUGUGUUUGAGGGGGUUUUUAGGGUGGGGAUGGGGGUCGGUCAGGUCAGCUGGAUCUGGACGUGCACUGGAUGACAUGCUGUAGAGCGCCUCAUAUAUAUAAAUAUAUUACUGUGUGUGUGUGGCUUCAUAAACCGGUCCAGAGCACAGAUGCUGUGAUCACAAAGAGAAUGUUAAAGCAUAUGAAUGUUGAUGUGUGUAAAUAUGAAUCAGACGCCGAGUCUCGUUUCUCUCAGGUGUCGCGGUGUUAAAUACAGUUGCGGAUGCAGUUCAGUGUGAGUGUGCUGCCGUGUUUUCUCACAGCUGUUCAGCGCUGAAAUGGAUCGAACGAGUUGAAUAUUGCUGUUCACGUCAGGUGGCGCGUUCGGUUUGUGACGUCACAUGACAAAACUCAGUUACACCCUUUAUUGGAGUUUAUUCACUUUUGUAUAUUGUCAAGCUGACAAUAAAUGAAUUGGUUACA